AUGGGCAAUCAGGUCUUUGAAACUAAAGUCAACUCACGGAAGGUGGAAUUGUGUCUACAGAGUUUCUCGCUUAGGAAUGAUUAUGCAGAUCUCCUUGAAGAGAAUACAGCUAGUGUUUGGAAGAGCAGAGCAAGCUAUAGCUCUGAAAACUGGAACAAUGAAGAUGGGCAGCAUGCAGGAUCGUCCCGUGAUUCAACAGUCGGACCCUCAGGUUUGAAAAUUAUUUCUGAGGAAGAACUAACUGAAAUAUCUGAGAUUAGGCCAAUUCUACACAGUUUUCAUUUGAUGGCGACCCUCAGAAGUAUGAUUGAAGCCAUUGAAAAGCAGAUGGCAAGAAAUGAAACCUUCGUGGAAUUUUUGUCUUUAGAAAACAUAAAGCCACUUGAUAACUGCAUCUUGGGAAAUGCUCCACAAAACAGAGAGAAAAACAGAUACCGAGAUAUUGUUCCAUAUGAUGGUACACGGGUUCCACUUGGAGAAAGGCAGGAUUACAUUAAUGCAAGUUAUAUCCGAAUAUUGAAUUCAGGGGAAGAAUACUUUUACAUUGCAACCCAAGGACCCCUACCAGGAACCACGGAAGACUUUUGGCAAAUGGUUUGGGAAAAUAAAUCUAAUGUCAUUGCCAUGAUGACCAAAGAGAUAGAGGAUGGAAUCAUCAAAUGCCACCAUUAUUGGCCCAGUUCUCUGAAUAAGCCUUUGGAGCUUCAAAACUAUAUUAUUGCACUGGAGAAUUACCAGAUACUGGAAAGUUUUACAAUUCGAGUGUUUAAAAUGGUUAAAAAGACAGGAUCCGUUCACUUUGUGCAUCAGAUACAAUUCAUUAACUGGCCAGACCAUGGCAUUCCCACAUCUUUCGAUGGUUUUGUGAAGUAUGUUCGAUACAUGAAGAAGAUCCAUGAGACGGGACCCAUCAUUGCCCACUGCAGUGCAGGCAUAGGGAGGACUGGGGUCCUCUUGUGUGUGGACAUUGUGCUUCGUGCCCUAGAAAAAGACUUUGAUUUCAAUAUCAAGAAUAUCGUGACCCAAAUGAGAGAGCAACGUUUUGGCAUGAUUCAGACCAAGGAGCAGUAUCACUUUUGUUAUGAAAUCGUGCUUUACGUUCUACGGAAAAUUCUAACUUCUACACUCAGUUCCAUCGAAUAA
Molecule: messenger RNA, 1143 nt
Organism: Trichosurus vulpecula (common brushtail)
Lineage: Eukaryota; Metazoa; Chordata; Mammalia; Diprotodontia; Phalangeridae
Gene: PTPN20
Product: protein tyrosine phosphatase non-receptor type 20
Exons: 9
Coding region: 1-1143 (380 amino acids)
Biological process (GO): protein dephosphorylation
Molecular function (GO): protein tyrosine phosphatase activity
Source: RefSeq, a predicted model, not a curated record